Messenger RNA from Closterium sp. NIES-65, 1302 nucleotides. The record is from the annotation of a GenBank genome assembly. NCBI's taxonomy places the organism in Eukaryota, Viridiplantae, Streptophyta, Zygnematophyceae, Desmidiales, Closteriaceae.
AUGGCGACGGUUAGGCGAAUCAUACCUCACACUGAACGGGGAAAGGCGACCCGACAAAAUUAUGUGAAUAUGUACGCGGAGGCGGGGACGCUGGAGACAGGGAGCGACGACGAGUUCAUGCCAACCGUGCUCUACGGUCAGCUGCAGUCACCACGAAACGCGGUAACGCCAGGGGGGUCGACUAUACCGAACGAUGGGGCCGAUGCGGAGGAGGAUGACGAGGCAAUCCCUGCUCAUAUAUUGAACAACGACUGGAGCUGGCUGGAGUUCGGCGACGACGGCAGCGAAGACGGGGCUUCGGCGGAUGUGGAAGAGGUGCCGCAGAAGGUCAAGGCUAAAACGCCACCUCCAAGUAGUGACCCUGUCCCGGCAAACCAUACGCCGGCUCGCCGCGAAGAGGCAGCUCCUGCUCGGGGGUCAGGCGUGUCCGGAUCUGCCGGCGGUGAAACCCCUGAGGGUGCGCGGGUGGAUAGCGGUGCGAACAAUGAUGCAAGCCGUGUUGCGACACUGGAGGCGGAGCUGCGGGCAUUGAUGGGGAAAGUAGCCCAGCUCAGCGGGCAAGUCGUUAAGAGGCAAGUGGAGCCGGAGGGUCAAAGGGGGCAAAAUGUGGACAAACCCGCUGAGGCCGUUGUCGAGAGUCAGCCGCCGGUUCCGGUUGUCACCAAGCCAGCAGCAACACCCUCUCGGAAACCCCAGGUGGCCCCUACCGUCAGGGCAGACCGUGAAAGCCCUGACAACCCCGCGUCCAAGGGCACUUCAGAUGUGCGGAAGGAUAGCCAGCGGCUUUCCGGCAGGAAGGAUGCACCCCACCUACCGCCGAAUCCGCUGAUGUAUGAUCCGCUCCUUGCAUCCCCAAUCACGCAACCGGAAAGCCGUGAGGACGAUGGUGACCGUCCCAGCACACUGGAUGCGCGGCCUCUGAAGCGUAUGCUAUUCUCAAACCCCCUGGAGUCUCUUCUCCGUACCGAGCUCCCACCCACGCAGGAUGACUUGGGGAGCGGUGGGAGCCAUGGAAUGGGGAGGACCGAUGAACCUAUCCUCGACAGGCAGGGCAAUACACAUGGCACAAACAUGUCCUCUCAGCAUUACAAGGAGGGGCCAAGGCGUUUUGGCGGGAAGCGGGGCAGGGGCGACGAAAGCGUUAUCAUUGUGGUUGAUUACGACCUGGAAGAGCGGGUCCCCGGUCUACCGCGCUCAAUGCCUAAACCCAAGCCAUUCAGGGUCUGCAUCAAGGUUGCUCGGUACCCCUCGCUUGCCCCCCCUGCCCCUCGCCUGCUCAUUCUGGACCUUGCUUACUCGUGA